UCUCCCUGGAGCGGCGAUCUUUCGGCUGGGUGUGCUUGCCCCAGAUUGAGGGGACCCAAUGCCCCCCUAGAUAUUGUGUUGCUUGGUUCGUGGUCAGCAGAGUGGUUAUGUGUUCCACCCGGGCCACGUGUAAAGCGGCGGAACAGUGGGCAGGGAUGAAAAUAGAUACGCGUGGAAGCAGAAUUUAGAAUCCGUCUCUUCAAAUCAUCUUUCACACCACCCAAUAGUAUCUUGAUUCACCAUGGCAUUGGCAGCAGUAAAAUGGGCAAUAUCAAACAGAACUGUCUGGAAACAUUUAUUUUCAAUUCAAAAACCCAGCCUCAAGACUGAUGAUGGAGCUUUAUAUUGUUUUUGUCAUAAAUCUACGUAUUCUCCUCUACCGGAUGACUAUAAUUGCAAAGUAGAGCUUGCUUUGACAUCUGACGGCAGGACGAUAGUAUGCUACCACCCUUCUGUGGACAUUCCAUAUGAGCAUACAAAACCUAUCCCUCGGCCAGAUCCUGUGCAUAAUAAUGAAGAAACACAUGACCAAGUGCUGAAAACCAGACUAGAAGAAAAAAAUGAACACUUUGAGCAAGGACUCAUGAUAGAACAACUUAGCAAAAUGUUCUUUACUACUAAGCACCGUUGGUAUCCUCGUGGACAGUAUCAUAGACGUCGUAGGAAACUGGAUCCUCCAAAAGACAGAUGAUACUGAGGUUUUCAGGAAUCAAAAAGAUGUUAUCUUGUGUCUCAUUUGCCAUUUGAGAAACGCAAUUGAGUAUUUUCACUAAUAUGUUAUAUAGCAAAAUAAUAAUAAAAUGUCUUUUCAUAUGUUAGAAUGUGUAUUUCUUUAUAUAUAAUAGGGAAUUGUGGAUUUGACAUUCUUAUUUACAGAAACCUAUUUCAUCUUUGCUUUUGAGAUAUUAAGGUCUACCAUUUAUUUUUAUGUGUCUAGUGUGAUUAAGUAUUUAUACAUAAUCAGUCAUAUAUUGUUAGUAGUAUAAAUAUGAUUAAUAGAAAUGUGCAUGGUUCUCCUUCUCAAGGAGAUUUUCAAAUAGCUUUUGAAAAGAAACGCAUGAAGUCCACCCAGAAAAUAAAUGUUACAAUUCUUUGUUGUGGCUUCUAGGAAAUUAUUAAAUUACUGUUGACUCUUGAACAACAUGAGUUUGAAUUAUGUGGGUCCACCUAUACACAGAUUUUUUCAUAAAUGAAUAAAUGAAUAAAUAAAUAUAAAGUCCA
This is a messenger RNA of Canis lupus familiaris (dog), 1221 nucleotides long. It is a transcript of the gene MRPL42, whose product is annotated as mitochondrial ribosomal protein L42. The transcript is spliced from 7 exons. The record is from RefSeq and is a predicted model, not a curated record. Gene Ontology annotation, cellular component: mitochondrial large ribosomal subunit. Bases 242 to 691 code for a protein of 149 amino acids. Lineage: Eukaryota; Metazoa; Chordata; Mammalia; Carnivora; Canidae.